AUGUAUUACGAAAAACUGGAAGAGUCUUGCUGGCGUACACAAUGCCCUUGGUCUCAUUAUCAUCAGACUGGAGAUAAAGUGAAAGCAAUUGAACAUUAUGAGAAAUCAAUUGAGUUGCAAUCUGAGACCGCCAUAGCUACUCUCGUACCACCGUACGCUAACUUGGCCAGUCUCUAUGACGAAGACGGUCAGUACGAACUGGCAGAUACGUAUCAAAUCAAGGCGCUGCAGAUUGUAUUGAGUAGUCCCAAUAGAGAUCAAAUGCAUCUUGCAAAUUGUUACAAUAAAUUUGGCGAAGCAUUUCGCGAAGAACGUCAGUUUGAGAAAGCGCUCCCGAUGUAUAAAGCAGCUCUAGCAAUCUGGCUGAAAUAUUUACCGGCUAAUCAUCCUAACAUUGCAACUGUAUACAAUAACAUUGCUACUCUUUAUUCUGACCAGGAGCAAUACGGUGAAGCCAUUUUUUACUAUAAUAAAACGCUUCAGUUACAAAUUAAUACUCUACCAGAGAAUCAUCCAGAAUUUGCUGUUACAUAUCAUAACCUGUCAAAAGCAUUCUUCCGACAAGAGAAGUUGAUUGAAGCUUUAGAGCAUAUAAGAAUGGCAUGCAAAAUAAACUCACUUGUUCUCCCAAUCGAUCAUCAUCGUGUGAUAGAGAGCCAACAGUGGCGUGAUGAACUGGAAGCUCAACAUAGUUAUUCAGAAGGAGACUACGCACGUGCCGAGGAAUUUUUGAAAAGAAGAGUCGAAGAUGAAGUUAAGUCACUUCCAGCCGAUCAUGAAGAUCUGAUACUACAUCGUUUUACUCUUGCCAGAGCACUCUAUUAUCAAGAGAAAUUGGAAGAAGCGUUAGAACAUAUGAAAAUUGCGUACACAAGUCGAUCUGCAACUCUCCCAGCUGAUCAUCAUACUGUCAUCCAAUAUCGUAAAUGGCUUCAAGGAAUUAAAGCGACAAUUAAAGAAUAUGAAGAAAAUACCGAUGUCGAGAAGACAAAUAGUUAG
Didymodactylos carnosus is the source of this 999-nucleotide messenger RNA. The record is from the annotation of a GenBank genome assembly. Lineage: Eukaryota; Metazoa; Rotifera; Eurotatoria; Philodinida; Philodinidae.